Lucilia cuprina (Australian sheep blowfly) is the source of this 2128-nucleotide messenger RNA. RefSeq names its product phenylalanine--tRNA ligase beta subunit (gene beta-PheRS). NCBI's taxonomy places the organism in Eukaryota, Metazoa, Arthropoda, Insecta, Diptera, Calliphoridae. Gene Ontology annotation, cellular component: cytoplasm; phenylalanine-tRNA ligase complex. The transcript has 4 exons. The coding region runs from base 162 to 1949 and encodes 595 amino acids. The record is from RefSeq and is a predicted model, not a curated record. Gene Ontology annotation, biological process: phenylalanyl-tRNA aminoacylation. Gene Ontology annotation, molecular function: RNA binding; magnesium ion binding; ATP binding.
ACAAUAAAACAAAUGACAGUUUGGCAAGAAGCAGCAUGACAAUGUUGAGAGUUAAUUGUCAAACGAAAAUUAUUAACGCGUGUGCAAUUUUUUUGCUGCAUUUGUGGUCAGUUUCUUCCCAAGAGAAAGGGUUAUUAAAGAAUUUAUAAAUUAAAUACGAAAUGCCUACGAUUGGUGUUAAACGCGACUUGUUGUUCCAGUCAUUGGGCAAAAAAUACACCGACGAUGAGUUUCAACAAUUGUGUUUUGCCUUUGGUCUGGAGCUGGAUGAGGUCACCACAGAGAAACAAAUGUUGACCAAAGAACAAGGUGAUGAUGCUGCAGGUGUUUCAGAUGCUUCAGAGGAAAUCAUUUAUAGAAUUGAUAUACCAGCUAAUCGCUAUGAUUUGUUGUGUAUGGAAGGUUUGGUCACCGGUUUAAUGGUUUUCCAGGGAAAAAUCACCCCUCCCAAAUUCAAACUAGUGGAGCCAGCAGAUGGCAAGCGUCAGGUAUUGAAAAUUCUGCCCGAAACUGCUCAAAUUCGUCCUUUUGCUGUGGCAGCAGUUUUGCGUAACAUUACCUUAGAUCAGGCUGCCUAUGACUCUUUCAUUGACCUGCAGGAUAAAUUGCAUCAAAACAUUUGUCGCAAACGUACCCUAGUGGCCAUUGGUACUCAUGAUUUGGACACCAUACAGGGGCCCUUUAGCUAUGAGGCUAAAGCUCCUGAAAAUAUUAAUUUUAUACCCUUGAAUCAAACAAAAUCUAUGAAUGGCCACGAAUUAAUGGAAUUCUAUAGCAAUCAUGCUCAACUUAAACAAUAUUUGCCCAUUAUACGCGAAUCACCUGUUUAUCCUGUCAUCUAUGAUGCCAAUGGUGUAGUUUUAUCGCUACCACCCAUUAUUAAUGGUGAUCAUUCCAAGAUUUCUUUGAAAACUAAAAAUGUUUUCAUUGAAUGCACGGCCACUGAUUUAACUAAAGCCAAGGUAGUUUUGGAUACUAUAGUCUGUAUGUUUUCUGCUCACUGCUCAGAGAAAUUCACGGUAGAACCUUGUGAUGUAGUGCAGCCGGAUGGCACUACUGUUACAUAUCCUGAGUUGGCUGUGCGUCAAGAAACCAUCUCGGCCAAAAAGGCCAAUACAGCUAUUGGUAUUUCCGAGAGUCCCGAAAAGAUAGCCAAUAUGUUGACGAGCAUGUUUUUGGAAGCUAGCUGUAAGGAUGAUGAUCUCAUUGAAGUCUCCAUACCACCCACUAGACAUGAUGUCAUACAUGCUUGUGAUAUCUAUGAAGAUGUGGCGAUUGCCUUUGGCUAUAAUAACAUAAGAAAGUCUUUGCCCUCCUUUAUGCAUAUAGCCAAACAAUAUCCACUCAAUAAAUUGACCGAACAGUUGAGAGAACAAGUAGCUCAGGCUGGUUUUACUGAAGCUCUUACAUUUACUUUAUGCUCUCGUGAUGAUGUGGCCAAAAAACUCAAUAAAUCCAUUGAUGAAAUGCCAGCAGUGCAUAUUGCGAAUCCUAAAACUUUAGAAUUUCAGGUGGUAAGAACUACUCUCUUGCCCGGUUUGCUAAAGACAUUGGUGGCCAAUCGUAAAAUGCCUUUGCCUUUGAAACUUUUCGAAAUCAGUGAUGUAGUAGUAGCUGAUGAUGACACCGAGGUAGGAGCACGUAAUGAGAGAAGGUUAUGUGCUGUAAAUUGCAACAAAACUGCUGGUUUUGAAGUGGUGCAUGGUCUAUUGGAUCGUGUUAUGCAACUUUUGGAAGUUAGCUGGAAAUCAGCCAACAGUAAAGACAGUAAGGGUUACUAUUUGCAGGCUACAGAAGAUCCCUCCUAUUUCCCCGGUCGCUGUGCUCAUAUUAUGCUUAACAAUGUGGCCAUUGGCAAAAUUGGUGUCUUACAUCCUUCUGUUUUACAGGCUUUUGAAUUAACUACUCCCUGCUCAGUGGUGGAAUUUAAUAUUGAACCCUUUGUUUAAAUUAGUUUUAACGUAAAAUAAUGAAAGUUGAAGUGAUUGAAACCGGCUUUUUUGCAUUUCUCUUUUUUUUAAAUUUAAUUCAAAUAAAAAAAUAUGUUCUUAUUAAAUUAUGAAAUUUUACUCUUUGUUAAGAAAUGUUUUAAGAAAAGUGACUGGUAGAAAGAAAAAAAAUUAAUUAA